CUUAUAUUUUGUAUAUACCACACUCGAAAUAUAUUUUGAAUAUAAUACACACACAAAGGCAUCAAUUUUAAGGAUCAAUGAAGUGGAUUACUUUCCAGAUAUCACUCUGUGCAAUAUUCGUAACCAAGCAAAUUCACGAUUUUUUACCAAUGACGGGAAUUUAACGAUAUAUGCCCAGAGAAUCAGAAAAUACAUGACAUCUGCUCUAUAUAAAUUACAUGAUUUAUUUGAUGCAGAUAUAACAAGUGACUUGACAACAAUAGGGAUGUAUGAUUUGGAAAAAUUAUUUAUCACAACAAUAAACAAAGUAGGAGCGAAUCAAAAAAACUUGACAAGAUCUGAACAGAAAGUCUUGGAAUCUCUCACAGAUUUUAGAAGUUACUUUACAAUGUUUAAUUCAAGUGAGAGAGAAGAUAUGGGUCACCAGAAGCAUGACAUCAUAAAACAAUGCCGUGUGCUUAAAUGGUUAGAAACAGAUGAAGAAGACUGUAACGUGGAAUCAAUCAUACUUUACCAAGACAUGAAGUACAUCAACUGUUAUACAGUUCAACUUCAGAAACAGGUAACAAACAAGACACGUGGGAUCUCAACUGUUCUCUAUAUGACACCACAUAACUUUGCAGUAUUGGAAAGUAUUCCAGAGAAAAUCCCACAAGACAGUGGGAUAGUGGUCUUUAUACACCAACAUAACACCAUGCCUUUUGGUGCCCCGAGCUUCACAGCGGCUCCUGGAUUUAAGACCAUGGUUAACAUUGACGUCACAAACACUAUCACUCUACCAGCUCCCUUUACAAACUGUGUUCAAGAAAGAAAAUUAAAUUUCACUAAAUAUAAUGGUGAUGAAUUUGUGUAUGACAAAGAGCCCUGUGUGGCCCAGUGUGUACAAGAGCAGGCCCUAAAACAAUGUAAGUGCCUUAAUGCAGAUUUUCCUCCAUUACCCAAUGCAUCAUACUGCACAGACCUUACAUUAGACAGCAAAUUGUAUGAAGCUAAUAUUGCUUGCAUGCAUACAGCACUGCCUACUGCCGAAACAAAGCCUUGUCUAAAACAGUGCCCAAGUAAGUGUAACCAGUAUAUAUAUAAUUACAAACUGAGCCAAUCAACAUGGCCACAAGAAAUGAGUCAUCUUGGAAUAUAUAAAACCUACAUACGAGGCACACAAUAUGAAAGUGAAUUCACAGACUAUGAAGCACUUCUUAAAGAAAAUGCCCCAAACCUUACAAAUAAAGAAAGGUAUGACAAAUUAAGAACACUAUCUACAAUAAAAGACACGUUUGUAAAGCUUGAAAUUGGUCUCACUGACAAAGAUGUAAUACAGUUCAAGGAUACUCCACAACUAACAAAGUUUGAUAUUUGGAACACUGUCGCUUCGACUUUUAUUUUUUGGAUUGGAUUCACAUUUUUUUCCAUCAUGGAGAUCAUUGAAUGUGCAUUUCAUGUUGCGAUAGGCUACAUGUUUCAUGGUGGCAGGACCCGUGAACAUCCAGAUAAAAGAAAACAGGUGGAGAUGGGAGAUAAAGGUGACAACAAUACAAAGUACUAGUCACUCCUCUCAUUGCAAGCACAUCAGAAAGCCUACACUUUUUCAUGGACUGAGUUGAUGUAAAAGUCACAGGUACGCUGAAAGUUAUUUCCAGAGUACCUGAGUAUACCUGUCACCUGUCAUCAGAGAUGGUUUCAUAUAAAUUGAGCUGACGCUAUGGAUGUAAUUUUAUCUGCUAUGUAAAUGUACAGUAUUAUAUAUAAAUUAAUUAUUAUAAAACUACUCUGCCUCGUAUAUUUUUUAGCAUUAUGCAGACAAUCGAUAGAGACAAAGAGAGACUUCAAAGACAUACAGCCUCUUGUUCAGAUAUUGUAAUCUAAGCUUUUGUUGUAAAUAAAUUAGUAUAUGGAUUCUACACUGCACAACAAGACUACAAUUCUGAGCUCGAUUUAUAAGCUUCUCAUUAUCUGAAUUACUUCAUUCCUACAACAUAAAAUGCACACACUGUGUUUCCAAUGGAGGGUAUACUUGUCCCAUAACUGUUGUAAUUGCACAUAAACAGUGGAUGUCUUAAAAU
Owenia fusiformis is the source of this 2060-nucleotide messenger RNA. NCBI's taxonomy places the organism in Eukaryota, Metazoa, Annelida, Polychaeta, Sabellida, Oweniidae. The record is from the annotation of a GenBank genome assembly.